UUGGUGAAAGAAUAACAGUGGAAUAUAACAAUAAUGGCAAAUGUGAGAUCAUAGUUUGAAGUUUGCCUUAACAGUUAUUUAUAACAACAUUUCCUUUAAGUUUAAUUAUAAGUUUGUAACUGUAGUAGUAGUAGUAUUACUAUUAGUAACCCUCGGACUCGGAGCCAGGAAGGAUAUCAUUCUCCUGGAACACGAGCGUGGAGAAGAGGUACCUGAAUGAUAGAUAUUUAGAAAAUUUUGAGCAUGGGUAAUACACUGUGUGAAGAGAACAGUCUUGAAGGAUUCUCGGUACAGGAUAUUUUAAAGCCUGUUUCUGAUAACAUGUGAAGAGCUAGAAAUAUGCCUGCAGUGGAAGCUAAAACUAUGAAUUGUUCUGUACUCCUAAGCUUACACUAUGUUCCUACAGUGUGGGAAGCCAUUGAUGCAUUUGGAAGUAUUGGAAGUAUUCUGAUGGGUGUCACAGGAAUAACAACCUUAGCAGUAUUGGCCUUAUUUGUUAAAGAGUCCAUGUAUCUUCUUCAACACUGGCCUUUUCAGUACUGUUUUCUCACAUUGCUGUGUUUGAAUGCUUUUCCAUUUGCUGCGGGUGGGUUCUUCGUUUCUAUGAUUUUUCCCAGAUUAGCAGAAGUUUCAAAGUCUUUAAUACUCCUUUACCUCCAUGCCUCUCUUUUGAUGUACUUCAGGCUUGUAAUCGCCUACGGUGAUGGUGAUAAAAAUAUGUUACGAAAGCUGUAUGGAAGAGAGAUGGUGUUACAAGGCCCUCCAUUAUGUUGCCUGUGUUUCUGUUGUCCCAAAGUUCCAUUAACAAGGAGAAAAUUUUAUUUUGUAAAACUUGCCAUUUACCAAUUUGCUGUUAUGCCUCUGUUGCUAACAGUUAUGAAGUGCAUUGGAAUAGAAUAUGGUUUCAUCACUCAAGGAUAUAACCUGUCUCCAUAUAAUGCAGCACUGUACAUCUCUACCAUCAGUUCUGUGUCUAUAAUGUUUGGUGUGUAUGGCUUGAUGGUUUUCAGUAGGACAGCUGCUGCCCCAAUGAAAGAUUUCAAAAUUAUUCACAAGUUUACCGUACUGCAAGCCAGUUUCAUACUUAUUCGUAUUCAGCUCAUCAUUUUUGAUGUAGUUGGACAAGCAGGAGCAUUUCCAUGUUUUUAUCCAAUCUCUUCUGCCAUCACUGGGCAUUAUAUAAGUUCUGCUGUUAUCAUAACAGAAGUUUUCAUAUUAGCUCUGAUAGCACAUGUAGUUUUUCUCCAUCCUCCCCCAUACAUGAUACAUCUAGUGGUACCCUUAGCCAACAGCAACUCACCUGGGUCUCAGAUAGUGGAUUUGACCAGUUAAGUAUUAAAUGGAAAAGGAGUCGACCGGCAUUAUCUAGGUUUUAUAUAUAUAUAUAUAUAUAUCCUUUGUAUUUUUUGAAAAACUUUGCCUUAGCAAGACAAGUAACAUUUUAAUUAUAAACAUAACAUUCUAAAACAGUGUGAAAAGCUGGUAUCAAAUGUUGAAUCUCUUUAGCUAAUUACUUAUGUUUUAACUACAGCAUGAUCAAAUAUGUAUAUUAAAAAAAAUGAUUAAAAUCAUGUAAGGGAAAAGAAAAUAUCUUGUCACUGUUGUGGCCAAACAACCUGCAUUUAGUCCUGGACGAAACACUGACCACAUGUUUCUUUUUCCAUUACAGCAUUCUUUGUUUUUUAUAUUUCUGUUUGAUUAAAGAAAUAUUUGAGUGCAUUCAGUUUUCAUGUUCAGGAAAGAAAGUCACCAUUGAAUAAUCAGUAUAGAAAAGAAGGGUAUUUGAUUUUGCAUUAAAGUUAGAACUCUGUGUAAUAUAAAAAUUAUAGUUAUAUUUACAAUAAAGUCAUAAGAAAUGUUUUUAACCAUUACAAUCAGAAAUCAACCUAAUAAGUUUACAAAUGUAUGGUUUAAUGACAAAUUUCAAAUUCAUGCUAUGUUUUUUUUAAGAUAUUUGUUGUUACUAGUCUUUCUCAGUAGUUGUUUUUAAUUUUUUAACCCACGUCAGCACACCUAGGGUCCACGUGAACCCCAAUGGCUUUCUUGGUUGUGUAUCUUUUUACAUAAUCAUUAGAAAUUUACAUAAAUUUAUGUAAUUGUCAAGCAUGAACCCUGGAUCAAUAUGACACUAUUGUUUUCAAAACAGGCAUAUGGAGUACAUAGCUACAAUCUAAUAUUUAUGUGGGGUCCAUGCGGACCUCAUAUUAUCAUUGACCAUCACUAUAUAUGCAGUUUGCCCUAUAGCAUAAGAAACAAAUUUCUAAGCGUGUACUUUACCAUAUAGGCUGUUUUAGUGGAUAAUUCAUCAAAAUAGUACAGUAUCAUCUCGUCUUAUAAUAUCAUUGUAGUAAACGUGUAUGUACAUCUCAUUCCCCAACAAGUGUUCUCUAUGAUGACUGCUUAUGAUGCCUAUUUUAUAGAAACCUUGUUUGAUAAUUGUUGUAAAUGACCUGCUUAUUGGAUUUUCAAUCCAUAGCCUCCUAUAAGAAUACAUUUGUGUUGAGAUCCAAGGUGACAUCACAACAUAUACUUUCAGUUUUUUUAUUAGUUGAAUUUUGCAGUAUUGUGGUAGUCUUAUAUAUAUUGGUGGAUAAUGAUUUGAAUACAGGAGUAUAAUAAAACUUUGGCAUUUUUUUGAUACAUUGUUUGUAUAAGGAAUGGUUUGAUUCUACUUACUUGUAUACUGAUGAACAAUGUAAUUUUGUAAUUUCUUGAUUUGUCAACGUAUUUCCUCUAGAAUACAUAUAUUUUUAUGUUGUUCACAUUGCAUGCUAACUCUAAUAAAAGUUGUAAUGCAAUUGGUUUUUGGAAUUUCAAUCCAGAGCUUACUAUCAUGGUAAUUUAGUGCUAGGGUCUGGUUUGGCCCCAGGUGUUCCACAAUGUAACUUUUCAAAGGUGUGCUGAUGAGGGAUAAAUAUGUAGACGUUUACUUUUUAAGUACUAAGCCAUGAAAAGAUCAUGUAUAUGAAUAUGAUCUUUUGUAUUUCCUUAGUUCUUCUAAUCAAGUUAUCCUAGUUUUUGAUUUUGCAACAGAAACUAUUUAGUCUUUAAAUUCUUGGAAGUGACCACUCAUACAGAAACAUAUCAUUAACUUAGUUUAGAUUGACUAUUGUGUAACAACAAGAAGUUUAUAUGGAUACAAGUUUUACUUGUGUAUUUAUCUAAUAUCAUUAAUUUAUUACUAUGUUUGGGCUGUGUAGUUUUAUUAUGUUAAGUUAGAACUCUAAUUCUCUAAACUAGCAUUGUGUAUAGUACAUUUUAAGGACAAAUAAUUUAUAACCUUUUAAAACCCUUGUGCAAUAGACUUACUGAAGUUAUUUUGUAGCUUAUGUGAACAAAUUGAAGGAUGAUUUUAUUUUCAAAGCAUCAUGAGAAUAGUGCUGAAGAGUUAUUUUCAUGUGACUUUUGUUACUCAGUUAAUCCAAGUACCAAAAAUUAAUAUGAAUAAAUAACAAAACAACUAACAGAAGUGUCAACAGGCUGUGAGAACUUGAGAUUGAUACACAAACAAAUCGCAACAGGGUUUGUCAUAUUGUAGUAUUAUUUUAAAACCAUGGCAGUUUAAUCAUAUAAAUUGAGAAAACCAAAUAAGCUGUUUAAUCUUCAUUAUUUAUAAGGAUCAGUAUCGAUGGUACUCUGCUAAAAAUUACAAUAUUGUUGUUUCAGAGACCACCUCAUCUUAUAUUUUUGUUAGCUUUGUGGUAAAUUAGUUGGACUGGUCAUGGUCAUUUAUGUUGUUCUAAGAUGGUUGUUUAGUAGGAUAUCAAAGCCUAUGUAUGAGUUUUAUAUAAGCUAGAUAUGAGAGAACAUUUGUAUGUAACUCAGUAGAAAAGCUUGCACCCUAAAAAAGCCUGUUGGUACUAUUUUCAUGAUGCUAUUGAAGUAAAUUUGUAACUAUUCUAGUAAUUUUCCCAUAACGAAUUUGGUUUAACAAGUUUUGAUUAAUUUUUUAAGUAUCAAAACUUAUGACUAACUUUUCUCUAAUUUAAGUUUAAUAUUUUUAAUCAGUAUAUGUAGCAAAGAGUGUUUGGGAUUCUGUGGAGUAAUAUAAUAUUAGUACUUCAGUUAAUGUAUAUGAUUAGAACUUAAGUUUGAGCUUGGAAAAGAUUUAUUUGCAUUUAAUCAUCGUAAGUCAUCGUUCUCAUGGGUACAGCAUAAACAGCUGUCAAUAACAGUUAAUUUUCUGUAAGUGCUAACCUUGCCCAUUUUCUUAGAUUUUUAAAUAGAUAAAAAUAUCAAAUAUGAAAAAGUUUAAACUUUAUUUCAUCCAAAUAUUUUUACAUUUCUUUCAUAUAUAAAUAGAUAUAUAUGCCACCAAGCUUUAAAUUGUUAAGCUCAUGACAUCAUCUUUAUUAUCUUUUUCAGAUUGUAAAUAUGAAUGUUUCAUUCACUGCAUUAGGGUACAUAAUGGUGGCAAUUUAGUUUUGAUAUCGUGCUUCUGAACGUAGAUAUAAAUAAAUAUAAUUUGGUAUUGUGAUAUUUAUAUACAUAUAAGUGUGAUGACAUAAUCUAGUUACUUGAUACAAAUACAAUCUAUUCAACUUCUUAAGAGAUAUUAGAGAUGUGACUCAAAUUUGAUAACUUGUGCUUUAUUAUAAGUGCAAAUGUUUUUGAGUUAAUGUUAUAUUCGAAAGUCACAUUUCAGUCAUUAUCUAAUUUCAAAAUAUGAAAGCCUAGCUUAGGCAAAUGCUUCUUUGUUAUCCCUCAGAACCAUUUGCCUAAGCUAGGCUUUCAUAUUUCCUACUACCACCAUAAUUCAAACUGUAUAUAGAAACCCCUAUUCUUAUAUCCAAUCCUGAUCUCCAAUAUUCUCCUCUAAUCUCCUUUUAAAUUCCUUUAAUGUUACAACCUUCAAAAGCAUCAGAAGCCCAGCUAUUUAGUAGGCCAGAGGUCUCCAAUAGAUAGCUCAUGGGCCACGUUGGGCCCUCAAAAGUCUGAUUCAUGGCCUCCAUUAUUAUCAAACACUGCAUUGUUAACUACUGUAAUUAUCAAGAGUAAACAAUGAUGUAUUCCACUGCAAUAUCAACCUGGCCCAGCCCUUGGCUUUAUGGUCAUCAUCUGAAGUGACCCAGCAUGGAAAUUAAUUGGGGGACAAUCUGUUUGAAAAAUAACACUUUCUUUACUGUAGUUGUGUCUGAGUUUUCCAACUCAACAUUUUUCCUAAUGUGAGAUGACCAAAAUUAAAUUCAUUCCAACUGAGCACCUGAUAUAGUGAACUGGUUUACCAUGUUAGUGAGAUGACAAUCUAAUUAUCAUGUUGCAAUUAACAGAUACAAAUACAUUUCAUUCAAUUUAUUAAGAUAUAUUAGAAUAAUAACUAUAA
This is a messenger RNA of Limulus polyphemus (Atlantic horseshoe crab), 5323 nucleotides long. Its product is annotated as organic solute transporter subunit alpha-like. The transcript has 10 exons. Gene Ontology annotation, biological process: transport. NCBI's taxonomy places the organism in Eukaryota, Metazoa, Arthropoda, Merostomata, Xiphosura, Limulidae. Gene Ontology annotation, molecular function: transporter activity. The record is from RefSeq and is a predicted model, not a curated record. The coding region runs from base 340 to 1332 and encodes 330 amino acids.